Molecule: messenger RNA, 2778 nt
Organism: Lodderomyces jiufengensis
Lineage: Eukaryota; Fungi; Ascomycota; Pichiomycetes; Serinales; Debaryomycetaceae
Gene: VPS35
Product: retromer subunit
Exons: 1
Coding region: 1-2778 (925 amino acids)
Biological process (GO): intracellular protein transport; retrograde transport, endosome to Golgi
Cellular component (GO): retromer, cargo-selective complex; retromer complex; late endosome
Source: RefSeq, a predicted model, not a curated record
AUGGUAUUAACAGCAUCAGAACAAGCAGCUAUACUAAAUAGUUGUAUAUCAAAUAUAAAACAUCAAUCAAAUCUUAUGAAGAAUGAUUUAGAUGAAAAUAAAUUACUACCAGCUUUGAAACAUUGUUCGAAUUUUCUUAGCGAAUUAAGAACAAACCAAUUAACACCCAAGCAAUAUUAUGAAAUUUAUAUGUUAGUAUUUGAUUCUUUAGAAAAUUUAAGUUUAUAUUUAAGUAAUAAUAAUUCAACCACCACAACAACAGAAACUUCUUCACAAAAUGCAUUUUUAGCUGAUCUUUAUGAAAUUGUACAAUAUUCUGGAAAUAUUAUACCAAGAUUGUAUAUGAUGAUUGUUAUAGGUACAACAUAUAUGAAUUUUCAAAAUUCUCCAACAAAAGAUUUAAUGAAAGAUAUGAUUGAAAUGUGUCACGGAGUUCAACAUCCUAUAAGGGGAUUAUUCUUGAGAUAUUACUUAUCACAAAGAAUUAAAAACUUAUUACCAUUUGGAAAUAAACAAGAUUUUAAUGAAACAAUUGAGUUUUUAAUUAAUAAUUUUAUUGAAAUGAAUAAAUUAUGGGUAAGAUUACAACAUCAAGGUCAUUCAUCAGAAAGAGAACUUAGAUAUAAAGAAAGGAAAGAAUUGAAAAUUUUAGUUGGAUCUAACUUAGUUAGAUUAAGUCAAAUUAUGGAUGAUUAUGAAGCAUUAAACCAAAAAGAAACUGAAGAAAAUGAAAAAACAGAGAAAUUCUCACUGAUUGAAUUUUAUCAAGAUAAAGUAUUUCCCAUCAUAACUGAACAAAUCAUACAAUGUAAAGAUCAUUUGGCUCAAACUUAUUUAAUUGAUGUUAUAAUACAAAUUUUCCCAGAUGAAUUUCAUUUUGCAACUUUAGAAAAAUUAUUAAAUGAUGUAUUUAUAAAUUUACAUCCAUUAUUGAGUAAAAGUGAAUUAGUAAGUACUUUAAUUGAUAAAUUUAUAACUUAUGAUAAAUUCAAUAAUGAUAUGGAAAAUCUUUCAAUUAAUGGAAACACCACAAAAAAAGUUGAUGUUGAUGAAUUAUUUCAAAUAUUUUGGAAAUUUUAUUUGAAUAUGGUUGAAAAUGAAAAUUUAGAAUUAUCAGUUGAAGAAAAUUCCAAGUUGUUACAAUCAUUUAUUAAUUUAUCUUUGACUUUUGAUUCAAAUAAUUUUAAAAAUUUAGAUAUAAUUUAUAAAUUUGCAGGAGAUUAUUUGAUUAAUAAACUUGAAGGUAAUGAAGAAGAACAACAAGAUUUAUUAAUACUGUUAUUAAUGGAGUCAAUCAAAAAAUUUACCUCAAUUAAAACCAUUUUCACAUUUCAAAAUUUUUAUUCCUUUUUUGAAAAAUUAAAUAAAUCAUUACAGAAAGAAAUAUCUCUAGCUCUUAUAGAUAAAAUAUUGGAGUUAUAUAAUGGAGAUGAAUUUUUCACAACAGCAAAUGAAAUCGAUGGAAUAUUUAAAUACUUAUUAAUAUUAAUAAAAGAUUCUCCUUCAAACUUAGAUACUGCAAAAGAUUUAGGAAUUACCAAAACAAUUAAAAUCAAUAAUGGUGAAAAAUUAAUAACUCCAGAAUACUUGGAAGUGCAAGAAAAAAUAAGUUCAGUCAUACAAUUAAUCAAUGAUCCAAAAGAUUUAAAUAAAUCAAUAAAUAAUUUAUUUUAUAUUAGAAAAAAAUAUCUCAACAGAAAUCAUGAAAAUAUCAUAUUCACAUAUCCAUCAUUAAUUUCACAAAUACUUUUCAAACUCAAGAUAUUAGGUUAUAUAAAUUUAAAAAAUCCAACAGAAGAAAAACAAAGAAUUUUAAUUUCAAAUUUUAAAAAUUUAUCAAUUAUAAUAGAUGAAUUAUAUCAAAUUCAUUAUGAAUAUUCAUCAGAAUUAAUUUUGUCAAUUUAUUUAAAUAUUGCAUCAGUUUCAGAUCAAUUGAAAUUAAGCUCAAUAACUUUUGAAAUUUUCAAUCAAAUUUUUAUAAUAUAUGAAGAAAAUUUAUUAAUGUUAGGUCAUCAAUAUAAACCAUAUUUAGAAAUAAAUCCUUAUGAUUCUUUAUCAAAUGGUUCAAUUGCUUAUCAAUCUAUUAUAGCAAUAGCAAAUACAUUAAUUAAAAUUAGAUUUUUAAAUAAAGAUCAAUAUAAUGAAUUAAUUACAAAAUUAACAUUAUAUGGUUCAAAGAUUUUAAAAAAACAAGAUCAAUGUAGAGCAGUUUAUUCAUGUGCUCAUUUAUGGUGGUGGUCUGAAACUUUAUUACCACCAAAUGAAAAAUCACCAAUAGUUGAAGAACAAGAAGAAGAAGAAAAAGAAGAAGAAAGAGAAGAAAAAGAGAAAGAGAAAGACGUAAAGAAAGAAGAAUCAACUGAAGAAUCAAAUAUAAAAGAUCCUGAAACAGAAUCUAAUCAAUUAGAAAUUAUUCCUCAAUUAUAUAGAGAUCCAAAAAGAGUAUUAGAAUGUUUACAAAAAUCAUUAAGAAUUGCUGAUUCAUCAAUUGAUCCAUAUUUAUCAUUACAUUUAUUUAUUGAAAUAUUAAAUAAAUGUUUAAUUUUUCAAAUUUAUGGUAAUAAUUUAAUAAAUUUAAAUUAUUUAAAUGGAUUAAUUAAUUUAAUUAAAACAAAUAUUGAAAAUUUAAAUGAUUCAAAUAAUUUAAAUAAUGAUGAAUUAAAUAAUAAUGAAGAAGAAGAAGAAAAUAAAGAAUUAAAAAUUUUUAAAUCUAGUAUCAAAUUUUUCAAUGAUACCCUAAAACAAAUUGAUGAACUUUUGCACGUGAAGAAGAUAUGA